CAGUGUCCACCGAUUGCGUGUCGCGAGUGGUUGGUUCACUUCCUGCGGAGCUGCGGGCUAGGAGAGAAGCUCUGCUGUACUUCCCACAAAAGUGUGUGUGCGAGAGUCGCCCAUGGAGGGCAGAUAUUGAUUUUUCCGCCAGUCGCGGCGGAACACUCGCAACAUAAUGGCGGGCAUGAAAAUCCGUGUGGAAAAAUGUGGUGCAAAUUAGUGUGUGAAGUGACUCUGGUGGUGCUGGGACUGGGAUACGUGUCUGCUGCAGUCAGCCAGCCGGACUUCUUUCCAGGUCUUCGCAGAGCGCCCAGCACCAAAAUAACUUCAAAUGCAUACGAUGAGAACUACCUUGCUCAAAUACUGAACUUCAUCGAGGAGCAGGCGCGGCGCAGAUUCCAGCAGAAGGUCGUGGAGUACCAGCUGGACCAGUCCGGGGACAACAGACUGCCGCUGCUGCAGAAGAUAGCGCGGCAGGACUUCACAUAUCAGUUGCCCAAGAUGCAUGAGAACAUCCAUCACGGCGAGCCCUACAUGUUCGCCGUGGGUCCCAACGAUCCGCGCUUCUACAACGCAGAGAAGGAUCCCAGCCUGGUGGAGGAUGAUGACGAUGAUUCCCAGGAGGAGCCGCUCAUGGAGGAGUUCCCCUACUAUCGCAUCAGGGGGCCCAUCAAUGUCAACCCCAAACUCAAAAUCAAGACCAUCAACAAUCCCGACGCCAGCAAUGAGGCGGUGUCCAGGGAGAUGCAGGGAUUGCUGCAGAAGCUGAGCCACGGCAUGCCCAACGGCGGCAGUGUGCUGGACGCCAAUCUCCUGGCCAGACACGAUGUCAUCCAGAAGCCGAUGGACAUCGAGGCGCCCGUGGGGAUGUACGUUGUGGCGCUGGUGGCUGGAGUCAGCGCUGCCAUCACAGUCGGCCUCCUUGCCGUCGCCAUCGGCUGGUACACUUUCUACAAGAAGGCCAAGGCGGCAGCCGAUGUGGAGUAUCCUGCCUAUGGAGUGACUGGGCCCAACAAGGAGAUCUCGCCAUCCGGAGAUCGCCGCCUCGCUCAGAGUGCUCAAAUGUACCACUAUCAACACCAGAAGCAGCAGAUAAUUGCCAUGGAGAACAGCCUAAACGGGGAGAGGAAUGGAUCCUUGUCCGAUGUGAACAGCGACGAUGAGAAUGAGGAGGGAGACUACACAGUGUACGAGUGCCCAGGAUUGGCUCCUACUGGCGAGAUGGAGGUGAAGAAUCCACUCUUCUUCGACGAUCCAACACCAGCCACGCCGGGCAAUGUGACUGUGGUGCAGCAGAGCAAGCCUGAUCCGGAUUCCAAGACACCAAAAUCAAAGGAAUAAAAUUUCCACUGUACGUGCAGGCUUGAACGGAGGUGAAAAUUAACAUUUUAACAUUGACUUUAUGUUCAUACGUAGAUUCCUUUGACACUUUGCCAUGUCUUCAGACUCUCUGUAAGACUGAUAUCUCAAUUCAUUGGUCUCUAAACCAGUCAAUUUGUAUGACCUAAAUAUCAAAAUUUUUCUCUAAUAAUCUAGAAGAGUUGUCUUACAGAUUCAUUUAAAAAAAAAGAGAUGAUUUCUUAUUUAAACAGUGAGAAGAGACAAGAAAUCAUGUAACAUCUUAGCGGAAGGAUAAAUUAAACUUAACACACAACAUAAAAAAUGAAUGUAAAACCCUAUAAAACUGAACAAUUUAUAUAUAUAUUAACUUAAAGGACAUAUUAUUCCUCAAAAAAGAACAAUUGUAAAUGUUGUGGAAUGUGAAGAAUAUAUUGACUGUUAAUUGUUGGAUGGAACUAAUAACAAUACUAAGUGUAUAUAAAUUGAAGAUGGAUCUAAUCCAGAUGGAAACAUUACCAAUUUUGUAGUGUUGUAACAAAAAGAAACCAGAAAAAAAGCAGCUCAGAAAUCUUAAAGAAAAACGCCCCAUUUCAACGUGAAUGUCCAGCAUUUUCCCUUGACUUUUAACCGAGCACAAAUUUGUCACCAGAGAGAAAGAUUAAAGAAAGCAUAUUAAUGAAUAAUCAUCUUAUGAUUCUCGCAAGUAAAAGGCGAGAAAAUAUUGAUGGAUAAGCCCACUCUUGAAGUACUUAACAAUUUAUUGUCAAAUUAAGAGAAUGCUAUUAACUAAAAUUAAAACAUAUAGAAAAAAAGAGAACCUUAUAUAAUCUCAUGUCUCUAAAAGGUAGUUUGAUAAAAAAAAACGGAAGGAAUGAAAAGGGUGAAUUUUGAUGGCAAUGAAGCUUGACUUUUGGCAUGUUUGGAAUGCUUUUAAGGAGAAAUGAUGCGAAUGAUCUAAAUUUGGACAGGGAUGUGGACUUAUGCCAGUAUAAAUUGAGAUAAAUUUAUAAAAGAAAAUGAAGCGUAUAUUUAGAGAGAAGAGUAAACUGAAAUAAACAGCAUUAUAUUCCACAAGA
Phlebotomus argentipes is the source of this 2408-nucleotide messenger RNA. RefSeq lists its product as uncharacterized. The transcript has 5 exons. NCBI's taxonomy places the organism in Eukaryota, Metazoa, Arthropoda, Insecta, Diptera, Psychodidae. The coding region runs from base 196 to 1332 and encodes 378 amino acids. The record is from RefSeq and is a predicted model, not a curated record. Gene Ontology annotation, cellular component: membrane.